This is a messenger RNA of Cuscuta epithymum, 1740 nucleotides long. NCBI's taxonomy places the organism in Eukaryota, Viridiplantae, Streptophyta, Magnoliopsida, Solanales, Convolvulaceae. The record is from the annotation of a GenBank genome assembly.
CGAACAUAAAAUAAGGGUUAAUCCACCAAACCCUCUUAUGAUUUAUAAAUCUGGCGUAUUAAAUUGAAUAAUUAAUCAUAAGUACUGAAUACGCUUAUGAAAAACAAGUCCUAAAAGGAGCGUGAGAGACCUCUCUAAACCUUCAAUAUUCCCUAGGGCUCGGCCGCUAGGGUGUUUUUCCGAUUUCGCUACCACGAAGAUCGGUCGUAUAAGGAGGCGAAGGCACCGAAGGCAGCUGUUGAAGAAGUCUCGACUUCAGGUCGAAGGUGAAGCACGACGAGACUGACCGAGGAGGAUUUUGGAUGGACAAAAUCGUCAAUUCAUACAAAAAGAUGGCAAUCGAAGAACAACAGAACGAGCUUAAUUUCGAUGAGGAAACGGUAGAGGAUGGUGACGAGGUGACCGAGAAGCAGACUUAAUUACCCGGUGGUUGGAGUGGUUGUCACCGACCGGAAAGUGAAACUGCCAGGGUUUCAGGAAUUGAUGGCUUCGCGCUGGCGGCCAGGGAGAGGUAUGACUAUCAAGGAAAUUGGAGAAAAAAAGUAUCUGGUAAAUUUUAAUCAUGUUUUGGAUAUGAAUCGUGUGCUUGAGGAUGGUCCUUGGCUUUUUGAACGUGAUUUAAUUCUGAUGAAAGCAAUUCAGCUUGAUGAUAUACCUGAAUCUAUGAAUUUAUUUGAGGCUAGUUUUUGGGUACAGGUUCACAACGCCCCUAUUAAAUUCAGGAAUUUAGGGUCUGCGAAGAAAAUUGGUAAUUUUUUAGGUUCGUUUAUUAAAUUUGAAAUGAGUCAUUAUGAUGGCAACCAGGGUUCUUAUCUGCGUAUAAAGGUGUGUUUGGAUGUUCGUAGGCCUUUAAAGAAAGGUACUACUUUGAUAAAGGAUGGGGUUCAACACUGGGUGGACUUUAAAUAUGAAAAGCUGCCUAGUUUCUGCUUUUUGUGUGAUAUAAUUGGACAUUCUAAUAAGUUCUGCCCAUUGAAGUAUGAAGAGGGUUUUGUUGUUGAAAAGUCCUAUGGGGUAGGUCUUAAAGCAGGUGGGAGGGUGAAGACCAGUCCUACAGGACCCAAUAAAUGGCUAUCUAGUGAGGCAUCUAGCUCAGGUGGAUAUGGAAAUCAGAGGAAGUCUGUUCUUGGGGGAGAUUUUUUGGCUGAAUCAAAGACCAAUAUCUCACAGCAGAAUGAGGCAGACGAAAAGGAGGAAGCCCCUGGAGAUACAAAGAGGAGAAGAAUCUGGGAUGAUCUGGGUAAAGGAGACAGCGAAGGUGAAGGCAUGGCUCUCGACGAGCCAAAAAAUGGGGCGACGGCGGGUCAAUAUACUUAGGCCCGCCGAGGAUCUACUUGCGGUUGCUGAUGUUACAGACCAAGGAUGGUGUUAUUUUAAUUUAUUGUUUUGUUUGCUGUUUCCUGGGUUUUAUUGUUAUGUCUUGUUUUUUUUUUGUUAUGUGUUUUGCAAGACUCUUGCAUUAGGUUGGGAUUUUGAAAGCUCUACGGUAAUCGUCAUUGGCUUUAAGUUGCCCAAUCUUGGUCUAGCGAGUUAUACUGCUUUUCUACAGGUGGUUAACUCUCAAUCUCGACUACGGGUGGAUGAUUACUUGUUGUUCUUUUAUUAUCUUGUACCCUUACUGAAUGUUAUUUCCAUUUCUAUGAAUUAUGUCACCUUCGAUAAAAAAAAUGGCGUAUUAAACCCCUAUGGUUUAAAAAGUGCGUCAAAGCCCCUUGUAUUAUAAUUAUUCAUGCGUAAAAC